AUGAUCGGUAUGAAACGGGAGCUAAGAGGCCUCUGUCUAUUGAUCUUCGUCUCCACUGGGAUCACGGUGAUCAUGGAGCCAACCGAGGAUCCCGUGUUGAACGUUGACGAUCCAGCUAGCUUCACCGAGGCUUUCGGUAGCUGCCUGACCAGAAAAGAGUUCGGUACUCUAGAAUGCGUUAACAGGGGGGCUCUGAGCGCUCUACAGUCGUUCAAUCAGGAAGACGAUCUGGAAUUCGGAGAGGCUCAUCUGGAGAGGGCUGACGGCUAUGGUAGGGAUCUAUUGGAUUGGGACUACGAUCCCAAAGAUUUCGGGAGUAUCGUGACAGCAGCGACCAGGUUAAUGGAACGUAGAAGCCUGAAGUGGAAUCUGGAUAACCUGUAUCCUGGUCUCCAGCUACGGGCUGGACCCAUGCUGAACGGAAAUGGUAUUCUAGAGUUCGUGAUGAACGACAGGCCAACGGUAUUCGCCGAUAGACAGGCUGGCCCAGGAAGACAGGUGAUGAGGCAAUUGCUAUUGCCCUUCCUUCUAGGGUUUAAGUUCAACCUAGCCUCGCUGAUUCCACUGCUAUUCGGAUUCCUUCUGUUGCUGACGAAGAAAGCAUUGAUUCUGACCAAGAUAGCUCUGUUCAUCAGCGGUUUGCUGGGCUGGAAUUCUUUAUUUUCUACAGCCACGACAUCCUAUCCGACAGGGGGAUUCAAUGGCUUACAUACGUAUGGCCAAGAGUCUUCGAUCGGUGGAUAUCCUCAUUACGAUCAUCAUAAUUUCCAGCAUCGACCUUACAGAGGAUAUCAGACCGGUGACUUCGGGCCGUACACUCAACACGUGAUCAGGGAAGUCGUGGACGUGUACGAUAACGCGGAUGAUGCCAAGAAUAAGCGAAGUGGGAAGAACUUCGUUUGGAUGAAGUCCAGUUGA
Dufourea novaeangliae is the source of this 918-nucleotide messenger RNA. RefSeq lists its product as uncharacterized. The record is from RefSeq and is a predicted model, not a curated record. The transcript is spliced from 2 exons. Lineage: Eukaryota; Metazoa; Arthropoda; Insecta; Hymenoptera; Halictidae. Bases 1 to 918 code for a protein of 305 amino acids.